AUGGAUGUCAGUCCUGAGACUAAACUUAGCAGCAGACAAUCCCCAGUUGGUUACAAGAGCUUUGAGGGCUUACCUCAGUUGACUGUGGAUGACACAUUGACCAAAGGGCAAAAUGGGAACUUUCAGAAUGAGCAUAACCGAAACACAGGUAGUUGUUCUGCUCCAGACCUCAGCAGUCUCCCAAAAGAAUUGCCCCUGAGACAUCUAGCCUCUGGGAGCCAGCUCCCUAACCUGGCUGAUCUAAGCUUGUCCUCCAUUAGAGAGAUGGAUAAGAACCCGCAGCCUGGGGGGCCAAGUAGGUGUGGCACUUGGCAGGAUGCCAUCAUACCCAUCUAUGCUGCCUCUCUCAUCAUUGCCAUAGCAGUCACCACCGCUAUGGUCCUGCAGAUUUAUCUAGGGACAAAUGAGCAGGUCUUCAGAGGGAGUGUGUUGGUGACGGACCAUGAACACUGUACAGAGCUUGGUCGUAGGGUGCUGAAUGAACAAGGCUCCAGUGUGGAUUCUGCCAUUGUUGCCACCCUGUGCCUGGGGAUAGUCCAUCCACAUGCAUCAGGUAUUGGCGGGGGAGGGGUGAUGCUGGUUCAUGACAUCCGGAAGAAUAUAAGGAAGGUGAUUAAUUUCCAGGAAACGGCACCCUCUGGAAUCAAGGAGGAGAUCCUGCAAAUUGACCCAGAGCUAAAGCCAGGUCUGAUUGUAGGUGUGCCAGGCUUGCUCAGGGGGUUGUACCAAGCCCAUAAACUGUAUGGAAGACUGUCAUGGGAGGAUAUUGUCACCAGGGCUGCCAACGUAGCCAGAGAUGGCUUUAAUGUCUCUCACAGACUUGCAGAGGCCAUAACCAAGGUGAAAGGUCAGAAUAUGUCAUUGCGCUUCAGGGACAUGUUCUUGCCAAGAGGCCAUGCUCUGUCCCCCGGCUCUCUUAUGAAAACACCAAGUCUGGCUGCUGUCCUGGAGGCUGGGGUGUCAGAAUUCUACAAUGGGACUCUAACACAGGAAAUGGCCAGUGAGGUGCAAGAAAAUGGAGGAAUUCUAACCAAGGAGGAUCUCAGCAACUACAGUGCAGUCAUAGAGCAGCCAAUUGAAGGCCUGUAUCAGGGAUUCAGAGUUCUCGUGCCGCCUCCCCCUUCUAUUGGUGCUGCUCUGAUCUCAGCCCUCAACAUUAUAGAGGACUUCCACCUCAAUGGGAAUUGUACAACGUAUAGAGCAAACCACUGGAUUGCUGAGUCACUGAAAGCGUCCCUGACUAUGGCUAGUGGGCUCGGAGACCCUGUGUAUACCUCAUCAGUUUCUGCACUCAUCUCCAAGAUGCUAAGCAAGCCACAGGCUAUAGUGCUCCGUCAGUUGAUUAGUGACUCGCAGGCAUCUCCUCCCAGACACUACUCUACUGUCUAUGACCUGCCGAGUGGAGCUGUGGCCAGCCAGGUGGUCGUGAUGGGUCCCGAUGACAUCAUUGUGUCUGUCACCAGCUCACUGAACAGGCCCUUUGGAAGUAGAAUUUUAACCCCUUCAGGCAUUCUCCUGAACAGCCAGAUCUUGGACUUCUCCUGGCCAAUUAAAACCCAGGGACUGUUAAUAUCUAACCUGACGAACAGGGUCCAGCCAGGCAAGCGGCCUCUGUCAUUUAUUAUGCCAACAAUUGUGAUACCGGCUCUAGGAAAAUGUGGAUCCUAUGUGGCCCUGGGAUCUUCUAAUGGAGAGUCCAGCCUCAGUGGUGUCACCCAGGUCUUGAUUAAUAUUUUAUCAUAUAACAAAAAUCUGAAUGAUAGCAUAUCACUGGGACGACUCCAUCCCCAACUUAAGCCGAGCAGACUCCUGGUGGACUCUGAGUUCCUGGAGGAGGAUGUGAAGGUGUUGCGUUUGAAAGGACACACUGUCUACAGGGUGGGGCUGCUGUCCCUGGUGCAGGGUGCCCAGAAAACCAACAACAUCAUUAGGGGCAUUGUUGACCCUCGUGCUGUGGCUGGCUCUGCCUAG
Molecule: messenger RNA, 1971 nt
Organism: Oncorhynchus masou masou (cherry salmon)
Lineage: Eukaryota; Metazoa; Chordata; Actinopteri; Salmoniformes; Salmonidae
Product: glutathione hydrolase 7-like
Exons: 15
Coding region: 1-1971 (656 amino acids)
Biological process (GO): glutathione catabolic process
Cellular component (GO): plasma membrane
Molecular function (GO): glutathione gamma-glutamate hydrolase
Source: RefSeq, a predicted model, not a curated record